AUAAUCAGACGGACGAGAUCUUUGGGAUCAGAAAAUGGAAACUGCAGACGAUAGAAACCGGCGCUCCCUCCCCCACACUCCGCAAACGAAACAGUGUUUGUUGUUUUCUCACAGUCACACUCAGAGUCUCGAAACGGAGGAGAGGCUGGCUGUUUCUUUUUAUUCUAAUUCUUUGUUCUCUCUAACUGAAUUCGAUGGUUUUGUUAAUCAAUGCCCUAACCCUACCUCGGACCAUGAUGGUUUCGUCAACGGACCUGGUGUUUGAGGCCGAGGACAUCGAAUUCGGCAACCCUUGGUGGUUCGUCUACGCCGGAGUAUCGUGCCUUAUGGUUCUGUUCGCCGGAAUCAUGUCUGGCUUAACCCUCGGCUUGAUGUCCCUCAACCUUGUUGAGCUUGAGAUCCUCCAGCGUAGUGGUACCUGCGCCGAGAAAAAGCAAGCCGCUUCUAUCUUGCCGGUGGUGCAAAAGCAGCACCAGCUUUUGGUUACUUUGCUUCUUUGUAAUGCUUGUGCCAUGGAGGCCCUUCCUAUAUAUCUUGAUAAAAUUUUUCAUCCUUUUGUUGCUGUUUUGCUAUCUGUAACCUUUGUCCUAGCUUUUGGAGAGAUAAUUCCACAAGCCAUAUGCUCAAGAUAUGGACUAGCCGUUGGUGCAAAUUUUGUGUGGCUUGUCCGUGUUCUGAUGGUCAUCUGUUAUCCAAUUUCUUACCCUAUUGGAAAGGUUCUGGAUGCUGUACUUGGACACAAUGAUGCUUUGUUCAGGCGAGCUCAGUUGAAAGCUCUUGUCUCUAUUCACGGCCAAGAGGCUGGUAAAGGUGGUGAACUCACCCAUGAUGAGACAACAAUAAUCAGUGGAGCACUAGAUUUAACCGAAAAGACUGCGGAGGAGGCUAUGACACCUAUUGAAUCGACAUUUUCUUUGGAUGUCAAUUCCAAAUUAGACUGGGAAGCAAUUGGAAAAAUUCUUGCACGAGGGCAUAGUCGUGUCCCUGUCUAUUCUGGAAAUGCAAAAAAUAUAAUUGGACUUUUGUUGGUCAAAAGUCUUCUCACAGUGCGGGCAGAAACAGAGACUCCAGUCAGUGCUGUUUCAAUUCGUAGAAUGCCUAGGGUUCCAGCAGAUAUGCCUUUAUAUGAUAUCCUUAAUGAGUUUCAGAAAGGAAGCAGUCAUAUGGCUGCUGUUGUGAAGGUCAAAGGAAAGAGCAAGAUCCCUCAGCCUACCGUAGACAAAGAGAAAUUUGAGGAAACUAAUGCAAAAUCUGAUUUAACUGCUCCUUUGCUAACAAAGCAUGAUGAUAAAUCAGGAACAGUUUUCGUGGACAUUGAGAAAACUCCCAGGACUACAACGAACAAGCAAAGUGUUCAACAAAAUGGUGUGACAACCAAUGGCUUGCCGCAGCCAUCAGAGGAUAUUGAAGAUGGAGAAGUCAUUGGAAUUAUCACCCUGGAGGAUGUUUUUGAAGAACUUCUGCAAGAGGAAAUUGUGGAUGAGACAGAUGUAUAUGUUGAUGUACAUAAGAGGAUACGAGUGGCUGCUGCUGCUGCUGCAUCAUCUGUGGCACGAGCUCCAUCAAAUCGGAGAUUGACGGGUCAAAAACCUGCAGGAAGUCAAAUUAAGCAAGGGCAGACACCAAAGAAGUCUCUGGAGGAUGAAUCAUAUUUGAUUAAGCGUCCAGCUAAUCCAGUUGAACCUCCCGUUAGCAACAAGAGGUGACUUGAUAAUGCCAGUUGGGAUGAAAAUGGCCACAAAGUCGCAAGCUUCAUGUCUGUUGCAGUUUUUUGUUUGUCAGUAAUGAGCUCAUGUAACUUUUGAAUCUAGUUUUUGUGCAUAUUUGUUAUUCUGAGUAUGUAGUUUGUCCUGCAUGUCCAUAUUGUAUGAUGGUUCCAGGUUCAUAGCAAUGUAAUUUAAUGUUCUAGUAGACAAUCCGACUUCCUCCAUAUGAAAUAUGCAAUCAACAAAGUGGAAGUUGGAGUCUGGACCAUUUGGAUAUCACGAAGAAUUUUCCACAAUGAAAAGGCAGUUAUAUGCCCUAUGUCACUCCUUGUCUUUUCGGCACUCAGUUGCUUUCCCUCAAACGCAUCUUGAAUCCUUGAUUUACAGUUGUAGAUGCGAUGUUUAAGAACAUUACGUGGAUUUAUAUAUUUAUACAAAGCAUUCAUUCAUAUUA
Molecule: messenger RNA, 2160 nt
Organism: Ziziphus jujuba (common jujube)
Lineage: Eukaryota; Viridiplantae; Streptophyta; Magnoliopsida; Rosales; Rhamnaceae
Product: DUF21 domain-containing protein At4g14240
Exons: 13
Coding region: 195-1706 (503 amino acids)
Biological process (GO): magnesium ion homeostasis
Cellular component (GO): intracellular membrane-bounded organelle
Source: RefSeq, a predicted model, not a curated record